Molecule: messenger RNA, 1872 nt
Organism: Closterium sp. Naga37s-1
Lineage: Eukaryota; Viridiplantae; Streptophyta; Zygnematophyceae; Desmidiales; Closteriaceae
Source: the annotation of a GenBank genome assembly
AUGGAGGUCGCUCCUGGAGGUACUGCUGGUGCUGGAGCUGCUGGAGGUGCUGCUGGUGCUGGUGCUGCUGGCGCUACUGGAGGCGCUGCUGGUGCUGGUGCUGCUGGAGGUGCUGCUGGUACAGGUGCUGCUGGUGCUGGUACUGCUGGAGCUGCUGGAGGUGCUGUUGGAGCUGCUGGAGGUGCUGUUGGUGCUGGUGCUGCUGGCGCUGCUGGAGCUGCUGGCGGUGCUGCUGGCGCUGCUGGAGGUGCUACUGGUGCUGGUGCUGCUGGAGCUGCUGGAGGUGCUGCUGCUGCUAGCGGUGCUGCUGGCGCUGCUGGAGGUGCUGCUGGUGCAGCUGCUGCUGGAGGUGCUGCUGGUGCUGGUGCUGCUGGAGCUACUGGAGGUGCUGCUGGUGCUGGAGCUGCUGGAGGCACUGCUGCUGCUGGCGGUGCUGUUGGAGCUACUGGAGGUGCUGGUGCUGGAGCUGCUGGAGCCGCUGGUCCUGGAGGUGCUCGUACUGGAGGUACUGGAGCUGCUGGGACUGGGCCUGCCGAGGGGGUUGGAGCUGGAGGUGCUGAGCGGCCGCGGCCGUACUACGUUCCGCUACUUCAGCAGGUUCUUGGUCUCCCACCCUCUACUGGUCCUACUCCUCCCCUACUGAGUCCACCGCCUGUCCAGUCACAGUUGCAGUUACAGCCUGCCUCUCCACUGCCUGGUCCUUCUCCUUACACUGCGCCGACGGGUAGUCUUACUGAGCGUCGUGAGCCUGAGUCUCGUCCUCCGUCGCCUGAGUCUAGUCCAGAGUCGCCUGAGUCGCGUCCAGAGUCGACUGUCCGCGCUGUCCGCGCUGGUCGUCGUGCUCCGCGUCAGCGUCCUCCUCCUGUCCUUGGUACUCACUAUAUGACCCUACGUCCUUCCACUGCUCCACAGCGUGUCCCUCUGCCGUCUCCUCCUGCGUCCUCUCUUCCUGACGUUGCUGACUCGCCGUCAGACCUUACUCGUGCUGCCAGUCCUACUGUAGCGCGUCUCCUUGCCACUGUUGUCACUGACCCUACCUUUGAGUCCUCUGCUGCGUCUGCUCUAGUAGCUGAGCUUGUUGACUUUGCUGCCGCCUGUCGUCUAGACUACGCCGCUAGCCUUGUUGCUGAGUCUGAGUCUGUCUGUCCUCCGUCCGUCGGGGGUGAGUGUGCUCUUGGCACGGACGUCCUUGAGGACAGACAGGAGGAGUUUGAGUGCUUUGCUGCUGCUUUACCUCAUCUCGUGUCCAUGCUGAUUGCCCCUGAGGGAGACCCGGAUGCACCAGACAUCCCGACCCCACGCUCCUACGCAGAGGCGAUGGAGGGUCUCUACUCCUCUCAGUGGCAGACAGCCAUGGACGCAGAGAUGGCUUCCUGGAAGUCCACAGGCACCUACGUCGACGAGGUUCCCCCACCUGGGGCGAACAUCGUCAAUGGCAUGUGGAUUUUCAGGGUGAAGCGGCCGCCGGGUUCUCCGCCUGUCUUCAAGGCGCGUUACGUUGCACGAGGCUUCAGUCAGCGAGAGGGAGUUGACUUCUUCCAGACCUUCUCCCCGACCCCGAAGAUGACCACUCUUCGGGUUCUGCUGCACGUCGCUGCUCAGCGUGACUACGAGCUCCACUGCCUUGACUUCAGCACUGCGUUCCUACAGGGCACCCUGCACGAGGAGAUCUGGCUGCGCCGCCCACCUGGCUUCACUGGGUCGUCCCCUCCUGGUACCCAGUGGAGCCUCCGGCGGCCAGUCUACGGUCUCCGCCAGGCGCCCCGUGAGUGGCACGACACACUGAGGACCGACACCACUCUACCGCUGACCCGUCGCUGUUUCUACGCACCGACACCACUCUACCGCCGUUCUACGUUCUCGUGUACGUAG